AUCGUGCCGUAUCGUGUCGCCACCCCUGCCCUCGACAACGUCGUUGUUCAAUUUAGACACCCUGACGCUGGCGAUAGACUCUUGCAAGCUCUUAUAUUGUCAAGACUGAGGAUCAUCUUCUCAUUGCAAGGUUUCCGAGUGGUCGUAAGGGUGAUUGCCACUGAGGGUGUUGCGCAACAUGAACCCCGGCGAAUUGUUAUCACAGUCAGAAAACAUCCUUCAAUCUCCGGUGGAAGAAAAUGCGCCCUCCAGCGAAAACCAGAAUCUUUCGCAAAGCUCCCUCAAGUCCAUCUUUGGCCCAUGUGAGGUCCCCGAGGAUACUACUGAUGGGGAACCCGAUGGUCAUCAGCACGCGCCCCACACUUUCCGCAACGUAACAGCAACAUCCGCAAAACUAGCCGACGAAAGUGUUGCGCCGUUCCUCGCGAAACACAUCCCCAAGCAAUACGCCCCUCUAGGAUCGCGAACCAUCGAGACAGAAGCCGCAGACAUCAGCGGUCCAAAUUCGAAGUACUGUUAUCGCCAUCGACCAGAACUUAAAUGCCGUCGUCAAGCGGACGAGCCAUCCAUGGAUAAAUUACAACGGGAUCUGGAGACUCUCCCUCAGAGUGACCAGCAGGGCAUUGCCCAUGUUUGGUCGCUCUUCUCGGCCGCCCCCGCAAAACAUCGAAAACUUAUCCUGCAAGGAAUCAUGGCCCAGUGCUGUUUUCCCCAGCUGUCGUUCGUGUCAGCAACGGUGCGCGAACUUAUUAGGAUCGAUUUCCUCACCGCCCUUCCCCCGGAGAUCUCGUUCAAAAUCCUUUGUUACCUCGACACGACAUCCCUCUGCAAGGCGUCUCAGGUAUCGAGAAGCUGGAGAGCCCUGGCGGAUGACGACGUGGUUUGGCAUCGGAUGUGCGAACAACAUAUUCACCGCAAAUGCAAGAAAUGCGGUUGGGGGCUCCCACUUCUGGACCGUAAACGGCUGCGUGAGUCGAAGCGGGAGAUCGAAUUGCGGGCAACAACAUGGAACGUCAACAUUGCAUCCUCGAACCCCACGCCCGGUCGCGAACAGAGUAUGGAGGCUGGACCCGUGGUUGAGAGUUCCGGUCCUAUCAAGAGAAAAUCUGGGGCGAGUGAUGACGAGGAAACGGCAAUGGUAAAACGGCAUUGUUCGUCCUUGAGUCCUCGUCCAGGAGUGGAUGCCGAUUUUUUCAAACCCCGAUUUCGACCUUGGAAGGAGGUUUACAAGGACCGUUUCAAGGUGGGAACCAACUGGAAGUACGGGCGGUGCUCGAUCAAGACUUUCAAAGGUCACACCAACGGUGUCAUGUGUCUGCAAUUUGAGGACAACAUCCUGGCGACCGGGUCCUACGAUGCGACCAUCAAGAUCUGGGAUACAGAAACAGGGGAAGAGUUGCGUACACUCCGUGGGCACGAAUCGGGGAUCCGUUGUCUGCAGUUUGAUGAUACGAAGUUGAUCAGCGGCAGCAUGGAUCGCAGCCUCAAGGUUUGGAACUGGCGAACGGGCGAAUGCAUCUCCACAUACACUGGUCACCGUGGUGGUGUCAUUGGGCUGCAUUUCGACGCGUCCAUUCUCGCUUCUGCUUCGGUUGAUAAGACUAUCAAAAUCUGGAAUUUUGAGGACAAGUCGACCUGUUUGUUGCGCGGGCAUACGGACUGGGUCAAUGCUGUCAGAGUGGACACCGUUUCUCGCACGGUAUUCUCUGCCUCGGAUGACUGCACGGUACGCCUGUGGGACCUGGACACCAAGACUUGCAUUAGAACUUUCCAUGGCCACGUUGGACAGGUCCAACAGGUUGUACCACUGCCGCGGGAAUUUGAAUUUGAAGAGCACGAUGCCGAAUGCGAGAACGACAACCUCAGCACCGCAUCUGGUGAUACCGAGCCGGCCUCGCUCCAAGCUGCUUUGGGCUUAGAGUCAAACUCCCUUUCUCAGCCAUCAGUCUUUGGUCCCACCUUCGACAACGGCCGCCCGACACCACCCCGUUAUAUGGUCACGAGUGCAUUGGAUUCGACUAUUCGGCUCUGGGAAACCACCACUGGUCGGUGCCUGCGGACAUUCUUCGGGCAUCUGGAAGGCGUCUGGGCCCUCGCUGCCGAUACCCUUCGAAUCGUGACCGGUGCCGAAGACCGCAUGGUCAAGAUCUGGGAUCCGAGAACAGGCAAAUGCGAACGCACGUUUACCGGUCACUCCGGCCCAGUCACAUGUAUUGGCCUGGGUGACAGCCGCUUCGCCACUGGCAGCGAGGACUGCGAAGUGCGCAUGUACAGUUUCCAGAGCUAAUUUGUGUACAUCUGGUUGUUCAUCUGUUUUGGUUUUCUUUUCCCCUUUCGAUCUUCAUGACCUUCCCGUUUGCAGUGUUUGGCGCAUUUUGCUCUUUUGUACGGA
Messenger RNA from Aspergillus candidus, 2392 nucleotides. Its product is annotated as F-box/WD repeat-containing protein. NCBI's taxonomy places the organism in Eukaryota, Fungi, Ascomycota, Eurotiomycetes, Eurotiales, Aspergillaceae. Gene Ontology annotation, molecular function: protein binding. The coding region runs from base 179 to 2287 and encodes 702 amino acids. The record is from RefSeq and is a predicted model, not a curated record. The transcript is spliced from 2 exons.